Molecule: messenger RNA, 405 nt
Organism: Heterostelium album PN500
Lineage: Eukaryota; Evosea; Eumycetozoa; Acytosteliales; Acytosteliaceae
Gene: dr1
Product: putative histone-like transcription factor
Exons: 4
Coding region: 1-405 (134 amino acids)
Biological process (GO): negative regulation of transcription by RNA polymerase II; positive regulation of transcription by RNA polymerase II; RNA polymerase II preinitiation complex assembly
Cellular component (GO): negative cofactor 2 complex
Molecular function (GO): TBP-class protein binding; protein heterodimerization activity; general transcription initiation factor activity
Source: RefSeq, a predicted model, not a curated record
AUGGCAGAUAUGAUUAAAAGUGAAAAAGAUGAUAAUUUAUCAUUACCAAAAGCAACUGUAUCAAAACUUAUAAAAGAAGUACUACCUGAAGGUGUAAAGUGUUCUACAGAGACAAGAGAUUUGAUUUUAGAGUGUUGCGUUGAAACAAGAAAAACGAUUGCAGCAGAACAUGUUAUUAAAGCUUUAAAUGAAUUAGGAUUCAAUGAAUAUACACAGAAAGUAUCGGAAGUCUAUGACAAACAUAAAGAGGAAGCGAGUGCAAAACCGAGUAAAUCUAAAAAGUUUGAAGGAAACAAACCACCAGAACAACUACUCAGAGAACAACAACUUUUAUUCGCACAAGCAAAAUCAGCCUAUCAGAGUAAUAAUAAUGGUGGUGAACAACAACAGCCACCAACAGAAUAA